UGACUUCACCUUAUAGUCUAUUCGCCUUGCACCUUAUGCGAAUUCGCCUUGUAUCUGUGGUUUAUAUAUAAAUCACUCAUUGUUUUUCAAGUUUAAUUGCCGGUCAGAAGUUUAUUUUACCAAACAAAAUUGCAAUGUUUGCCAGUAAUUUAAUCAAAUGCCUUAAGAAUGCAGCUGUAACUAGUGGCAGAAAUAAUCUAUAUCAUAAUAAUAAGUGUAAUAUGAGCCAAAUGCUCGCCAAAGGGCGAUCAAAACAAUUACAUGAACCGCAACAGCAACAAAAGCUAGGCAAUUCCUUCACAACCUUGUGUCCUAAAACAGAUUUAAUAAAUAGGACACGCAUUUGCUUAGUACUCUUACCAUUGACGAGCGUUAGUUGCACAGCUCAUACUUCAACAACAACCAAUGUAAAAGCAACAGCAAUUACCGAUUCUGAAAUCAUGUCUGAGGAAGCUAAAAACGCAAAGAGCAUUUACGAUUUUACCGUCAAGGAUACCCAUGGCGAGGAUGUUUCUCUUGAAAAAUACAAGGGUAAUGUUGUACUUAUCGUGAACAUUGCUUCUCAAUGUGGUUUAACCAAAAACAAUUACAAAAAACUUACCGAUUUGCGUGAGAAAUAUGGUGACAAAGGUUUGAAGAUUUUAAAUUUCCCUUGUAAUCAAUUUGGCUCACAAAUGCCUGAAGCUGAUGGCGAAGCUAUGGUUUGUCAUUUACGUGAUGCUAAAGCUGACAUUGGAGAUGUUUUCCAAAAGAUUGAUGUAAACGGUUCGAAUGCCGCACCCUUAUAUCAAUAUUUGAAGGCCAAACAAACUGGCACUUUGGGCAGCGGUAUUAAGUGGAAUUUUACCAAAUUUUUGGUAAACAAGGAAGGUAUUCCUGUUAGCCGUUAUGCUCCUACCACCGAUCCCAUGGACAUUGCUAAAGAUAUUGAAAAGUUGCUUUAAAAUAAUCAAUAAAAUUUUUCAAUGCAUUUUAGCCUAAAUGACAAUGGCAACUUAAAAUUAUAUUCGUUAAAUUACUAAAGGACUAGGGGCAAUUUAAAAUUAUUGUCAUUAAUUUAUUCAAAGAUUUCACUCUUACUUGUUAUUUAUGUAUUACGUGUGUAGGUACUUUUCGGCUUUUUUAUGCUUAUGAUCGAAUCAGUUUUUAUUCAUUAUAAUUAUAUAUGUUUUAAUGCAUAUCAAAUAUGCAAUUUAUCUUUUGUAGACUUUUCAUAAUAAAGUUUGUUUUUUAUUCCAAAAAUAUCGUAAAAUA
Lucilia sericata (common green bottle fly) is the source of this 1254-nucleotide messenger RNA. RefSeq names its product probable phospholipid hydroperoxide glutathione peroxidase (gene Gtpx). The transcript is spliced from 4 exons. Lineage: Eukaryota; Metazoa; Arthropoda; Insecta; Diptera; Calliphoridae. Gene Ontology annotation, biological process: response to oxidative stress. Gene Ontology annotation, molecular function: glutathione peroxidase activity. The record is from RefSeq and is a predicted model, not a curated record. Bases 135 to 944 code for a protein of 269 amino acids.